This is a messenger RNA of Hordeum vulgare subsp. vulgare (domesticated barley), 565 nucleotides long. RefSeq lists its product as uncharacterized. The record is from RefSeq and is a predicted model, not a curated record. The transcript has a single exon. The coding region runs from base 125 to 496 and encodes 123 amino acids. Lineage: Eukaryota; Viridiplantae; Streptophyta; Magnoliopsida; Poales; Poaceae.
UUGUCACUGUCUCCCUUCUCCUCCCGUGGUCAGGAGCUACUUAUCCUCUCGUGUUGGAAAACUCCACAUAAACACCAUAGAUCACACCUCGAGUACCCCCCCUCAAGAUCUCAGCAUCCAUGCAAUGACCUCCCUUACCACCACCGCCGCCGCUCCACAUCUCUCCCAAGCCUUGAGACGACGUCGCAACGCCGCCGUGCCAAGGCGAAGAUCCGCCUUCUGCUGCCAAAACCGCCUUCCGACGGAGCCGCCGAUCGGCGGCGACGGAGGAGGAGGAGGAGGAGGAAAGAAGCGGGCGUGGUGGAUCACCAUGGCCGAGAGGGCGCGCAGCGGCGCGGUGAAGGCGGGGAUGGACGUGCGGGAGAGCCUGAGCCCGAAGCAGAAGGGGGACUGGCAGGACGUGGCGCUCAUGAGCCUCUCCUUCGCCGUCUACGUCUACAUCUCCCAGAAGAUCGUGUGCACAUACUGCGCCUGGGUCUCCAUGAUCAAUCACUAGCUCAGAAUUAAUUCUUACAUGUAUAGUCACAUAUAUUUAGCGCCAAUAAAGCCUCCGCUGUCAUUAUUA